AUGGCGCUUCGUCAGUUCAAGGCGCCAGUAGCGUAUGAAGCGCAGCAGACUGCAUUGGAAUCCUUCCUCCAAGACUUCAAGGCGUCACCUGAGCAAACGAUUUCGCAUGCGCUUGGAAACAUUACGAUAGACGAAGAUGACUUCAGCGAUGACGAGCUAAUGGAGGAUGACGAGACUCGCGAGACCCGUCGCCAGGCCAAGAGUGCGCCGGGGCCCAAAUACAAGGUCAUGAUGCAACAGCUGGCAGACCGCAAGAUCGACGAGGUUAUGAUUGAUUUGGACGACUUAGCGAGUUUUGAAGCAUCACUUGGCGACGAGCUGCAACUGGUCCAGUCCAUUGAGAUAAACACCAAGCACUACGUCGAAAUCAUGUCAAGAGCAGUGGACAAACUCAUGCCUAAGCCCAGCGUUGAUACCAACUUCAAGGAUGAUGUUUUGGACGUUCUCAUGGAACGAAGAACUAGACGGAACGAGGCUCUGCAAAGAGCCGCUACGGAGCCGGUCGACGGUCAGCUUCCCGACCCGACGGCAGCCGAGGAUAAGUUCCCUGCGGAGCUCACUCGCAGAUAUACCCUUGCCUUCAAGCCGCGAUCCGAGACGCCCACUCAUCCUAUCAAGGCUCUUGCUGUGAGAGAGGUCAAGGGCGAGCACCUCGGCCACCUGAUCACCAUCCGCGCCAUCGCCACGCGUGUCUCAGACGUCAAGCCCAUCGUCCAAGUCAGCGCAUACACCUGCGACCGAUGCGGUUGCGAAAUCUUCCAGCCGGUCAACGACAAGUCAUAUGGCCCCCUAACCAUGUGCCCCUCCGAAGACUGCAAGAAGAACCAGGCCAAGGGUCAACUUCACCCCUCUUCGAGAGCUUCCAAGUUUCUGCCCUUCCAGGAGGUCAAGGUCCAGGAACUCGCCGAGCAGGUUCCCAUCGGUCAGAUCCCCCGCACACUGACCAUCUUGUGCUACGGCACCUCCGUCCGCAAGGUCAACCCUGGCGACGUUGUCGACGUUUCCGGCAUUUUCCUCCCCACACCUUACACAGGCUUCAAGGCGAUGAAGGCCGGCCUUUUGACCGACACCUACCUGGAGGCACACUACAUUGUCCAGCACAAGAAGGCUUACUCUGAGAUGAUCGUUGAUCCCGCCCUGACAGUCCGGCCAGGUGUACGAACUGCUCGCCAAGUCCAUUGCCCUGAAAUUUUCGGCCACCUUGAUGUCAAGAAGGCCCUGCUCCUUCUGCUUAUUGGCGGUGUGACAAAGGAGGUCAAGGACGGCAUGAAGAUUCGUGGUGACAUCAACAUCUGCCUCAUGGGUGACCCCGGUGUGGCCAAGUCUCAACUCCUCAAGUACAUCUCCAAGGUCGCUCCUCGCGGCGUCUACACUUCCGGUCGCGGUUCCAGUGGUGUCGGUCUCACCGCCGCCGUUAUGCGCGAUCCUGUUACCGACGAGAUGGUCCUUGAAGGUGGCGCCCUCGUCCUCGCUGACAACGGCAUCUGCUGUAUCGACGAGUUCGACAAGAUGGACGACAACGACCGUACUGCCAUCCACGAGGUCAUGGAGCAACAGACCAUCUCCAUCUCCAAGGCCGGCAUCUCCACGACCCUCAACGCCCGCACCUCCAUCCUUGCCGCCGCUAACCCCAUCUACGGCCGCUACAAUCCCCGCAUCUCCCCCGUCGAGAACAUCAACCUCCCCGCCGCCCUCCUCUCCCGUUUCGAUAUCUUGUUCCUGCUCCUCGAUACCCCAUCCCGCGAGUCCGACGCCCAGCUCGCCAAGCACGUCGCCUACGUACACAUGCACCAGCGUCACCCAGACAUCGGCACCGACUCGGUCGUCUUCUCCCCGCAUGAGGUCCGCUCCUACGUCGCCCAGGCUCGCACCUACCGCCCCGUCGUCCCUGCUGCUGUCUCCGAGUACAUCUCCAAGACGUACGUCCGCAUGCGUGGCCAGCAGAAGCGCGCCGAGAAGAAGGGCGAGCAGUUCACCCACACCACGCCGCGUACCCUCCUCGGCGUCGUCCGUCUCGCCCAGGCCCUCGCUCGCCUACGAUUCAGCAACGAGGUCACCCACGACGACGUUGACGAGGCCCUCCGCCUCAUCGAGGCCUCCAAGGAGAGUCUUGCCGCCGAGCAGAGCGCCAACGGCCGCCAGCGCCUCAAUGCCAGCAGCAGAAUCUACAAUCUUGUCAAGACCCUUGCCGACAGCGGCGCGUGCCGCGCCGAUGAUGCCGAGGACGACGACGAGCUCGGCGUCGAGCUCAGUCUGCGCAAGGUCAAGGAGCGUGUCAUUGCCAAGGGCUUCACCGAGGACCAGUGGCUUUCCGCCCUGGAGGAGUACAACGAGCUUGAUGUCUGGCAAACUGCUGGAAACGGCACGAGGUUGGUCUUCAUCACCUCCAACGGCGCAGAGAGGGACGAGUAG
Molecule: messenger RNA, 2412 nt
Organism: Colletotrichum spaethianum
Lineage: Eukaryota; Fungi; Ascomycota; Sordariomycetes; Glomerellales; Glomerellaceae
Product: DNA replication licensing factor MCM7
Exons: 6
Coding region: 1-2412 (803 amino acids)
Biological process (GO): DNA strand elongation involved in DNA replication; double-strand break repair via break-induced replication; DNA replication
Cellular component (GO): MCM complex; nucleus
Molecular function (GO): ATP hydrolysis activity; single-stranded DNA helicase activity; ATP binding
Source: RefSeq, a predicted model, not a curated record